GCAACGUUUGGCAAGACUGUGAACCGAGUGCUCCCUUUUUUACGCCCAGCAGAGUGAAACCAACAUUUUGGAACCCCAAAGACAACCGGAAACCCAAAGUCCCAAAGAUGCAUCUUCUUCAACAUAAAGCCGUCUACUUUACGCUGAUGCUCGUGGUGCUGAGCAUGUGCAUGGACCAAACGGAAGCACGGCGCAAGAUUCUUCGAGGACGCCGCACCAUUAACCGAACAUUCAAGCGCGGACCAUUAAUACCGGCGUGGGCUAUCAUCGUGAUCGUGGCGAUAGUGAACCUGGUCAUCGGCGGCAUAGCCUACCUCAUCUUCAAGAAGGUGGUCCUCGAUCAACCGAUCGAAAAUGUAACUUCGUACACGCCGGCCAUGCAGGAAGAUUACACCUCGUGAGCACUGCAGUAGCAUCCUAGCCAUACAGAUCACACUCUCCAUUUCUUUAAGCUCCCUGCUUUAAGCUCACAUGAACAAGAACCAUUUUUUACGACAAACACACAGUUGCAGAAAGUGAGUCCUUCCCGAUUAGUCUGUAAGCAAACCUAAACGAUGGAAGUCAAUAAACGACCUUCCGUGUAGUUUCUUCUUGAA
This is a messenger RNA of Anopheles cruzii, 596 nucleotides long. RefSeq lists its product as uncharacterized. Lineage: Eukaryota; Metazoa; Arthropoda; Insecta; Diptera; Culicidae. The transcript is spliced from 3 exons. The coding region runs from base 108 to 401 and encodes 97 amino acids. The record is from RefSeq and is a predicted model, not a curated record.